AUGACGGGAACUCAGCGAGGGAUUCUGCGCAUGCGCGCGCGGACGGUAGACGCGCCCUUGUCAGAGCCGCCGCCGCCGCCGCGACCACCACCGCGAGUACGAGCACUCGUGCCGGUAUCCCCCGCUGCGGCGGCCGCCGGAAGUCACGUCCCGCAGCCUGUGUUGCACCUCACCCCACCCCUUCCCACCCCCGACCUGGACAGAGGCCAGGCGGCUCACCACCACUUUGCAUACCGCGCUCAUUCCUUCCGUGUUGGUCUUCCUGUUGCAUCACAGGCCACACGGUGGAAGACAAGCAUUCGCUUCGUGCUUGGGGCGGAGCUGGUGCACCUGCGCGCGGAGCUGGUGGAGGCGGUGGCGCGGCGCGGCUCGCUGGAGGAGGAGCUGCACGCGCUGCUGCUGCGGCUGCACGCCAUCCAGCUCCAGAGGCUGCCCGGCGCCGCGCCGCUGGACGCAGACGCCGAACGCAUCCGCCGCCGCCUCGAGGAGGAGCUGCAGAGGUCGCCCUCCCGCCAGCAGCGCUCCAAUAAAGAUGGCAGUCUUCAACUGGGCUUAGCUGAAGUAGCAACAUUACAGAGUGAAGCAGUACAACUGAGACGAGAGAAUACUGCUCUGCGCAACACACUUCUUGCACUCCACUCCGAGCUCUAUGGUGCUAAAUUAGCUGCGAAGUAUCUUGAUAAGGAACUGGCUGGCAGGAUCCAGCAGCUCCAAUUGUUGGGACGAGAGAUGCGUGGUGAAAUACGGGAUAAACUGUGGAGGCAGCUUGAGGCAGAGAUACUACUGCAUAGGCACAAAACGGUUGUAAGGGCAUGUCGAAGUCGGAAUGCUGGAUCAGGUUCCUCUGGUCCACCACUGAAUACCUCCCAGUCACAUUCACAGCCACAGCAGCAUCAGCCAUCAUCUCCACAACAACAAGAACAGAACCAGCAUCAGCAAAAACAACACCAGCAGCAAGAACAGCAGGAACAGCAGCAGUCCAGUGCAUCAGAGAAGGCUGCUGCAGAAGUAGCCAGCACUAGCUGUGGGUCACAGGGAAUUGGUGAGCCACGGACUGUUACUGUGCGGAGGGAGCCAGGUGAAGGCCUUGGGAUAUCCAUCACGGGUGGUAGGGAGCAUGGAGUUCCAAUUCUCAUAUCUGAACUAGACCCUGAUGGACCUGCAGCAAGAUGUGGCAACUUAUAUGUAGGUGAUGCAGUGCUGUGUGUUAAUAGUAUUGAUCUCAGACAGGCUUGCCACCAAGAGGCUGUGGAAAUCCUAUCAGCCCAAACAGGUGAUAUCACUCUUGAAGUACAAUAUGUAUCAACUGAAGACAGUGAUGAAGACAACUCCCUGGGAGAAGAUUUAUAUGGAUUCCGGUACAGAUUUUUUGAUGAUGAGGUUCUAGAUGGAAGCGAUCCCGUCACCCUGCAUCCAUUACAGAAUGGUUAUAUCAGCUAUAAAAAUAAUACUGAUUGUGCAUUAAUAACAACACCUACUGCACCAAGGACACCAGAAUCACCAAAUGAACAACACAGGAAUUACUCAGACUGCAGCAUCCCGGGAAGUCCAUUGAUGAAUGAAAAGGAACAGCUUGAGCCACAUUCUGCUGGAGACCAUGAAGCUGGCUUUGCAGAACAGCUUUCAUCUUCUUUUGCUGUUAGCUGUUCCACAAAUUCUCCUAGCCACUCAGAUACAAAUUUCUCUGCUGUGAACAUGGAUCCUUCUCCAUAUUCACCAAUGCAAGUUUCAACAGAUGGCAGGUCGUCUGUGAGUGAAGAUUCAUUGGUCAGGAGUCCUAUUAAAGACCACACAGGCCAAAAUUACUACAAAGAUAGUGACACAAGCAUCUCUGUUCCAUCAACUCCAAACAACAAUAAUAACAGACAGUCGGUCACUAAUGAAGAUGACAAGCACAAUUUGAUGAACAUUGGUGUCACCACAUUACAACAUAUAUUUGGAAACACAUUCCCUAAUCCCUCUGCAUCACCAGACACAAAAAACCACAUUUCAUCUGAUGCAGUAGACAGUGUUUCACUAGGAAGUGUUAUUCUUGAUUCAAAUAAGAACAGUUUAGAGAAUACUGCUACCACUGGUGCCAAACAUGAUGAUGUGCAGAGACAUUCUGCAAAAAUUAAGAAGACCUCUAGUAUAGAUUCAACAAGUGAUCAAUCUCCAGGUGAAACAUCAAGUUUGACAUCUGAAAAGUGCCGAAGCAAAUCUAGGGAAAGUCAAAAGACUCGAGGGCACAAAAAGCGUUCAGCAGGGACUUCUGUUGUGGAAACCCAUGGACAAAGAACUGGUAGGAGUAGUACAGGGGUGACAAAGUUUGCAGAUACUGGUCACAGAAGUGGGAGGGCACAACGCCUUGCACAAGACAUCUCUCCUCCUUCAGUUAGUGGAUCUUCUCGCUCUGUGGGUACUGACAGUUUUGGUGACCCUGAUUUUGGUACUCCAGUCUGACACAACUCACAGAAAUGUGAAUUUUGACUGAACAUAGCAUAUGCUACACCCCGUCCAUGGUGUCCAUCCACUGCCACGUCUACCCUGCUGAACCUAUGGAGGGUGCGGUGAAUCUAGUUUCAGAACUUCCGUUCUGUAGAAUAACAUAUGCUGUGUGCUAGCAACUAUUUGAAAAUGCAUUCCUCCCUCCAUUUCAAGCAGCUGAACCUUAUUUUCCAUGACAUUUUUGAAAAACAUAGUAGUACAUAUUACCACAGUAUGUUAGGAUUAUAAUACUUAUUUUCAUUCCAUUUGUCUCACUUGAAGGCAAUUUUUGAAGUACAACUGCUUUAGAAGCUUCUCUGAUUAAAUAUAUUUUGGAUACAGUCAUAGCAAGAUUAAGAAUUGUAACUCUGUGGGAUGUACAAUAAUGUGUUUGCACACUUAAUAUCUACACAUUUUGUACUUUUACUCUUGUGUUACAUAUGUCAUUAGCCUUUAAAUGAUCCUUGAGGAACUAGAAACUAAGUAGACCUUUUGAAUAAAGUGUUAAUGUUGUUUCAUCAACUGCAGUUGUUUUAAGGUUGCAGUUAUCCAUUUUAUAUCUUCUGUGGUUUCUACUGAAUGGAGCAAUUUUAGCAAUACCUUUGUUCUUCAUUGUGAAGUAAAAGUAAGUAAAUGCAAGUUGUGUAACUCUCAGUUUCUAUUUCUCACACGAUACAAAUUUUUGAGAGAACAUUUUCUUGGCCAAGCUUUCUUGCAAAGCAUUAUUGCAUUUGCAUUCAAUGCGUUUUGCAAAAGCAGUGUAUCAGUAAAAUAACAGGUUAAGUCAUUGAAAAAUAAAUCAGGUUUUGCUAUCUGAUUGAGAAAUAGUGUUUGAGAUUUGCAUAUAGCACAUUAUAUAAAACUAUGCAAUAUGUCUCAUGUAAUUCUUCUCUUAAAUAUAAACAUCUAUCUUUCUCUCUUGUAGGUAAAAUGAUGUAAGGUGUGAUUAUACAGCACUAAAUUUUGUAAAUAGGAUAUAUUUGUUAAUUUUUAUUUAAGACAGGUUAUUGUGUAUCUCCUGUAGCUCAUUUGUAUUGAAUAGUGUUCUUACUUUAUUUUCAUAUGGACACUGAAAGAGUGAUUACUUGGUGCUCUGUUACUGGUCAGUACUGUUGCCCUUACAGAAAUGUCUGUAUAAUAAUUACAAAGUGUAAAGUUAAUUCUGUUUUUAGCAGCUCUUUGUGUGCCUCCACCACAGCUUUAGCUUGUCAGGUAAAUGAUGAAAUCUGAUUUUCAAAUCUGAUUGGAUGCCCAAUAUAUCUGAAGUUUACUUUAAUUUGUUAGAUACAUAAAAUUUUAAUAAACAAUAAAUUCCCUAGUGAACAGAAAUGGGAACUGGGAAUGAAGUCUUACUUAAUGACAACUGAAACUGUGUGUUUAGUUGUUUCAGUUGAUUUUUAAAGCCAGUAAUAAGAUUUUUCAACUUAAGUGUGGGGGUUUUCAAAACUUACUAAGGAGAAUUAAAACAGGAAGACACAGGUAGUCCUGAGUGAAAGGUUAUUUGUCAGACAUAGCUAUCAGGUUCAGUGGGUGUCGUAGGAAAAGACAUGGCACAAUAACAUGCCAAGUGAAUGGAGAAAUAUAUUGUAUCUCUUUGGGGUAUAUAUUGUUUGGGAUAUACAGCUGAAACAGGUAUUAACUGUAAUCUCAAACUCUUGGUGUAAAGCCCAGAAAAAAAUUGAAAUGAAAAAGAGCCUAAAAAGGUCGUAGAAGAGAUUUGUAGUAACAGUGCAAGAGACUGCAAACAGGAAUUUUGAUGUGCAAACAAAGAUUACCAACAUAAAGGCCUAAACAAGGAAAUGCAUUAGAGAGUUUUUCACAUUGUCAGAAUGCACAUAGAUUAUUGAAAUUUAAUGAACAAAUUGCCAUGUCAUAAGAAAAUUAUAUUAUUUAAUGUCACUAUGCUAUUAAGUACACUACUAAUUAGCACUUGUUGUUGAUUUUCCUAUGUGAAAUGUGACUGAGAAACUACAUAUACAGCGCUAGAAGAUGUGAGUGCCCUCUCAUAAAUAACUCUUCUGAACAAUGUCCUUUUUAUUACUAAUUUUGUACUUGGAUUGUCUAAGUAGCAAUAAUGUUGAUUAAAUACCAUAAGUGGAAGCAUUAUGACAGCUCAGUCUUAUUGAUGAAUACUCCAGUUUAUUUUCUUUCCACAGCAGUGUGGCACAUUAUAACAGUAACAGCUUGGAUCUGUACCAGUCAUCAGAUACAAAACUGUAUCUCUCUCAUGAAUAAAUAAUGUCCUUGCCAUAAUACAACAGUACAUUUUCACUUACAACAUUUCUGACAUCUGCUGUUAAGAAAGCUAUCUGUUUUUGCCGUGAUAUCAUCAAUCUGGGCAAGAUGAAAUGAAAUAAUUGUCAUUGCAAGAAGACUAUGCCAUUGGCUUGCUUGUAAACAAGCAGAAGGUAGCCUGAUGCAGUUAACAUAACUUACUGCAAAUUGAAGCUUAUAUUUAAGUCUACAAUUACUUGUACUGCUGUAACUGACGAAACUCUCUCUCUCUCUCUCUCUCUCUCUCUCUCUCUCUCUGUUUAUUGAUACUUGCCAACUGCUUCAUUUUUUAUUAGAAAAUACCUCACAGAAAAUGUACAGCACAUGAUGUGACUACUGCAGCUACUCUUCUGCUCUUGGCAGUUUAAAUGCCCAAUUCAUGUUAUCUUUUGAGAACUAAUUUCAUUCUAAGUCAGCAUUAAAAAAACUCAAAUAAUUACAAUUCUACUUAGAAAUUCAAAAUCUGAAAUCUGACAGUCAGUUCCCUCACAAGCUUUACACAUACUACUGUACUCUUGUACUGAGCAAGAAGUUGGCCCAAAACCUAAGACUCAAAUUUAAAUAAAAAAUCUGAUAUUGGUUGAAGAAAAUGCACUGCAUGAAAUCCUGGCAGCUACAGAAAAUUUCAAUUUUUGCAUUACAUUGCCACUUUCUCAAUAUACUUUUAAUAUGUAAAUUACAAUAAAUUGUUAUUAAAUUUUGCUUUUGAUUAGGGAAAGCAGAUGUUUAUCAUAAAGAGACAAUGAUUUUAUUUGAUAUAUUUCACAAAAUUAUUGUAACGAAAAUCGUGACCUGAUCCUUGUUUUAUGCUAUUGUUGAUAAACAGAAACUGAAUUAACAAAACACAGAUUUGAUUCAGUUUUUAAAAUCCUGUUGCUGACCUGCAACAUAAAUAUUUGUAUAUAUUAUUUACUUGUAUUAUAAAUUUAUAACUGCAUGUAUUGAACU
Molecule: messenger RNA, 5688 nt
Organism: Schistocerca cancellata (South American locust)
Lineage: Eukaryota; Metazoa; Arthropoda; Insecta; Orthoptera; Acrididae
Exons: 10
Coding region: 1-2442 (813 amino acids)
Biological process (GO): negative regulation of protein localization to cell surface
Cellular component (GO): membrane; Golgi apparatus; trans-Golgi network transport vesicle
Molecular function (GO): transmembrane transporter binding
Source: RefSeq, a predicted model, not a curated record